Messenger RNA from Poecilia reticulata (guppy), 1067 nucleotides. RefSeq names its product SLAM family member 9. Lineage: Eukaryota; Metazoa; Chordata; Actinopteri; Cyprinodontiformes; Poeciliidae. The record is from RefSeq and is a predicted model, not a curated record. Gene Ontology annotation, cellular component: membrane; cell-cell junction.
GAGAAAACAGAAGUUUAAACUCAACAACAUGUCUGGAUGUUUGUAUAUCAUGUAAAGUGUUUGAUUAACAAACACUUUGUGUAACUAAAUCUUGAUCUAGCUGUUGGUGCGUUCUCAUUCGCCGUUGCGGAAGUUAAGACGGGAAACUCUACUCUCCUUGAAGUCAUCGCUGUCUAUUGUCCGGCGCUGCAGCAAUGAGAUUUAUCGUCCUUUUCCUGUUGUUUCAAGGGCUGCAGGUUAAAGUUCUUGGCCAAUUCGGCUCCACAACCACAGUCAUAGGGUACGUAGGUGAAACCAUUAUCUUGCGAGCCAAAGCCAUCGAAUCAUGGACUCUGAGCAGAAUUGACUGGUCAAUAUUGCACAACUUCACCUGGAUCGCAACAUGGGACCACACUGGUAUAAAUACUGAACAUCGCCCAGAAUACAAAGGGAGGCUCUCACUUAACACAACAACAGGGGAUUUAACGAUGCGAGAUCUUAGGUUACGUGACUCCAUGCAUUACGAUGUGAACCUCCUCAACAGUUCAAAUUACAACCAAGUAAACCGGGUCUAUCUAGUAGUGAAGGAACGCCUCAAGAAACCGACCAUACAGCUUAACCAAUAUUUCACAAAAAGUGAAAAUGGCUGUGUUUUGGUGCUGAACUGUUCUUCUCCAGUUACCGGCGUUGCCUUCGUUUGGGAGGUCGAGCCUUCGUGUGACCACUGCAGCAACAAUUCUUCAAGUAACACUUCAGAGCUUGUCGCCUUUUUCUCGACAAAGCCAGACUCUGUAAAUCUCACCUGCAUUGUCACGCGCGAAACGGAUAUCGAAUCAAACAAUUUGAUCUCUAAGAUUAAAGUACCAAUGCUCGAAAUGGAAUCCGAUUGUGGCUACAUGUUUGCUUGGGGAUUCAUCACUGCAUUUCUGAUUGUGACCGUGGUGAUUGUACUUUUGCGGUUUAGAGGUAAGAUAACCGAAAUAUUCCAGCGGCAAGUAGGACCAGGACCAGGACCAGGACCAGGCAUGACGGAAUCCAAAGUUCAGCCGGAGAGUGUGACUUCCUAAAAAUAAAAGUCCUAAAUUUGA